This is a messenger RNA of Pseudozyma flocculosa PF-1, 2409 nucleotides long. RefSeq lists its product as uncharacterized. Bases 1 to 2409 code for a protein of 802 amino acids. Gene Ontology annotation, cellular component: mitochondrion. The transcript has a single exon. Gene Ontology annotation, biological process: peptide metabolic process. Gene Ontology annotation, molecular function: metalloendopeptidase activity. The record is from RefSeq and is a predicted model, not a curated record. NCBI's taxonomy places the organism in Eukaryota, Fungi, Basidiomycota, Ustilaginomycetes, Ustilaginales, Ustilaginaceae.
AUGGCACCCACCGGCCUCUUCCAGAUCCCCUCCCUCACAUCCCCGCAGCACUUUAUCGACCUUGCACAGCACACCCUCGCACGCGCACAGCUCCUAGUAGACCGCAUCGCACGCGCAAACAACCCAGACACCCCCCCGCACGAGCUCGCCCAGGUCGUACGCAACCUCGACCGCCUCAGCGACCUCCUCUGCGGCGUAAUCGACAUGGCCGAACUCGUGCGCAACGCACAUCCGGACCCCUACUGGGCAUCCGCCGCAAACGCCGCCUACGAGUACCUCUGCGGGUACAUGAACGUGCUCAACACCCACACCGGCCUCUACGCCGUCCUCAAAAAGAUCCUCUCCGACCCCCGCAUCGUAGACUCGCUCUCCGAAGAGGCCGUCGCAGUCGCAAACGUCUUCCUGCGCGACUUUGAAAAGUCCGGCAUCCACCUCGCACCAGAGCAGCGACAGCGCUUUGUCGAGCUCAGCGACGAGAUCCUCGUCCUCGGCAGGGGCUUUCUCCAGGACAUUGCCGGCAAUGGCGCCGACGAGGCCGAUGGCGACGGCGCCAACCCCUAUGCCAAGGCCAACGCCAACACGGCUUCGCCAUCGCCCCACGAGCAGCCCGUCGAGAUCCCGCUCGCUUGGCUCAAGGGCAUGAACCCCACUCUCGUAAACGCCCUCCGCUCCAGCUGCCACGACGCCACCGACUCGUCGCUGUUCUUCUCGCCAUCUGAACAUCCCUGGGCGUUCCAGACCAUCCUCAAGCACUCGCCAGACGAGCAGGCGCGCAAGGUGGCCUUUGCCGCCGCCAACUCGGCCAGCGCCGCACAGAUCCAGCGCCUGGAGCGCCUGCUCAAGGCGCGCGCCGAGCUCGCCGUCUUGACGGGCGCCUCGUCGUACGCCGAAAUGUCGCUGGGCGACAAGAUGGCAAAGAAGCCCGACAACGUCGAGGAGUUUCUGCGCGCCCUCACCAACCACCACCGGCCUCGGGCGGCGCGCGACAUGGACAAGCUGCGCCGCCUCAAGCUCAAGGACCAGCUCGCCCGCCUCAACGGCGACGCGCGCACCCUGGCCGCCUCGCACACCCAGCUGCCCGCCUUCCACGCCUGGGACCGCGACCUGUAUACCGACGCCCACUUCCGCUCGCCCUCGAUGCGCAGCGUCCAGCCCCUCUCUCCCUUCUUCUCGCUCGGCAGCGUCUUUGCCGGCCUGUCGCGCCUCUUUUCCGCCCUCUACGGCAUCCGGUUGCGCGCCGCGCCCGUCGCACCGGGCGAGGUGUGGAGCGAGGGCAGCGGAGACGUGAUGAAGGUCGAGGUGCUCGACGAGCGCGAGGGUGCCAAGGCGGGCGCGGGCGGCUCGACCGGCUCCACGGCGCCAGAGGGUCUGGUGGGCACCAUCUACGCCGACCUGUGGAGCCGCGAGGGCAAGCCGGGCGGCGCGGCGCACUACACUGUCCGAUGCUCGCGGCGCGUCGACCUCGACGACGAGGCGGGCGACUUUGAGCACGGCCGCUCCGAGUCCGGCGGCCGCGUCCACCCCACCGACCUUGGCGGCGACGGUGGCAUCGGCAAUCCGCUCCACGUCCCAACGUCGUUCCAGCGCGAUCGGCCCGGGCGCUUCCAGCACCCGGUCGUGGUCCUGAUGUGCGACUUCCCGCGGCCCAAUGGCAGCAGCCAGACGUCGCCGUGCCUGCUCGGGUGGCACGAGGUCGAGACCCUGUUUCACGAAAUGGGCCACGCCAUCCACUCGAUGAUCGGCCGGACGGCGUACCACAACGUUUCGGGGACGCGGUGCGCCACCGACUUUGUCGAACUGCCGUCGAUCCUGAUGGAGCAUUUCCUCUCUUCGCCGGCCGUGAUUGACGUCGUGGCUCGGCACUAUGGCACGGACGCCAAGCUGCCGUACGAGCACCUCGAGACGCACCUCGCGGCCAGCAAGAGCCUCGAGGGGCUGGACACGUACCACCAGAUCCAGCUGGCGACCCUCGACCAGGUCUACCACUCGAGCCGGGCCGCCCAGGACGGGUUCGACAGCAGCGCCGUUUACGCGGCCAUCGAUGGCGAGAUGACGCUGGGCGCCGACGAUGGCGGUCUCACGUCGUCGAGCGACGGGCCGGUGCCGGUGCACCCUCAGACCAAGUUCUCGCACCUGUUCGGGUACGGCUCGACGUACUACUCGUACCUCCUCGACCGGGCGAUUGCGUCGCGCGUCUUCAAGGACCUGUUUGAGCGCGAUCCGCUCUCGCGCGGUGCGGGCGACAAGCUCAAGGAGGUGCUGCGGUACGGCGGCGGCAAAGACGCCUGGUCGCUCCUCGCCACCCUGCUCGGCGACGAGCGGCUAAAGGAAGGUGGGAGAGAGGCGAUGCGCAUCGUCGGUCGUUGGGGCAUCGAGGACGAGAAGCGAGAGGCCAAGGCCAGGUUGUAG